Molecule: messenger RNA, 951 nt
Organism: Rotaria sp. Silwood2
Lineage: Eukaryota; Metazoa; Rotifera; Eurotatoria; Philodinida; Philodinidae
Source: the annotation of a GenBank genome assembly
AUGUUGGCUCAUAAUCGUAUUAUGAAUAUGCCUCAAAAUAUUCAUCAUAUUAAAGAUUUGAAGAUAGAAGACCAAGUUCCACUAGCAUCUUUUGGUGACUUUUCUCCUGAGUUUGCAGCACGAUGGGAAGAAAAUUUUUGUAAGGAAGAAUAUUCAGGUUAUUUUGAAAUUUGGUUGGCACGCUAUGAAGAAAUACUACGAUUGCCAGAAGCCAAAAAUUACCAUCAAGUAUUUAAGCAACGUAUAGGUGCGUUGAUGGAAGCAAUGGUGAACGAUUCAGAUUUCCGUAAACUCUGUUAUGAAAAAGCAUGUAAUGUCGUUUCAACGUCUCAUAACGGAAUAUUAUUUGCUUUGUACGAAUUGGAAGCCAAACUUAUUGAACAGCGCAUGAUUGAACUAAAAUUAUCUGAUGAAGGAGUUCGUCAAGAUGUCAAGCGAGCCUUUAAUUUUUACCGCUUGCAAGAGCUCGCUCAAUUACACGGACAACAGUUUUCCCUCCAAAACGAUGCAAAUCCAGAUGAAGAAGUAAUCAAUGGGCAAGAAUCAGCCUUGUUUUUUUACGUCUCUCCAGAAAAUACUCUGGAAAUGCCAUCCGGCAAGGAAAUACCACGUCUUAUGUAUCAACCAGAUUUGGGUAUAGCAAAUGAUGACAACGUAAGAAGAGCAGUCGAAAAAAUUCAACAGGAAAAGAAAGAACAUGGUCCAAAUUAUUUGAUUCCCUUUAUUUUGGAUAAAGAGUUUUGGAUUGAAUAUUUAUCACGGCGUUAUUUAGAUUUCAUAAGGGAACACACACAAGUUUUUGUGGAUCAGAUGGAAGAAAUAGAAGCAAAAAAGGAUCAAGUUAAGGAAUAUGAUUAUCUCACACGGAUGAAUGCAUUGCUUGAAGAAAAGAACGAAUCGGAACAAAGAUUGUAUUACCAAUUGACUAAAAAUAUUGUGAUAGAUUCAUAG